Molecule: messenger RNA, 4331 nt
Organism: Coregonus sp. 'balchen'
Lineage: Eukaryota; Metazoa; Chordata; Actinopteri; Salmoniformes; Salmonidae
Source: the annotation of a GenBank genome assembly
CGACCAUCUGAUUUCAGGCUUAGGCUCACUCUACCGUAAAGUAACGAGGACCCACACAGAAGGUUAAAGUGACUUCAACGAAAUACGGUAAAUAAUGACAUUUAUACCAUAUUUACAUACCUUUUGACAAUACAGUAGUUUAACAAUUAAACCCUAACAUAUUUUUGCACAACAAUGUGGAGAAAGUUUAGCGAGUCACCACACAGCGCGAGUGGCCUGUUAGUCAGUUAACAGUAGUUAGCUAACAGUCAGUUGGUCCGUUUAUCAAUACAGUUACGCUAGCUAGCUAGCUAAACAGUUAGCUAGACAGUGAAGUCGAGUGCAAUACAAAGCACCCCAUGGCUGCUAAAUAUAGCUAGCUACCAAUAGCUAGAACUAACGUUAAUAAUACUAGCUAGAUAAUGGGCUUGUAUGAAUGUCUAAUUGCAACGUUGCGUUGGCUAGUUAGCUAACUAGCUAGGGUUGGCAAGCUGUAACGUUAACUAGCAUAGACAUUUCAGAGUAGCUAACGUUACUAGCUAGCUUGCCCAUUCAUGUACUGUAAUGCUAGCGCCUAUGGCUGGUUAUGGCCCCUUUUCGAGAGCUAGUAGCUAGGUAAUUUUACUGAACAUGUUAUUGAACCUGAAUUCAUAUUGAUGCCACUAGUUGUAUGAAUAAUAAUGUACAGCUAGAGGGCUCUCCAUACCAAUGAAAAAUGUCAGAGAUUUCAUCAACCUCUAAGACAUUGGGUGUAUCAGUAUUCAUUAGACGAAGACCGUAGCAAACAGUUGAAAAACGUUUUGCAACGGAAACGGUUUACUCCAAACAGUUUUGCAACUAAAAUGAGUUUUUAUAUUGGACAAAUUCUAGUGCGUUCACUCACUACAAUGAAUGUAGAGAAAAACUGGGAAAUUCAAGAGGGUGCUACGAAAUGAAUGUCACAACGUCGUUUUCUUUGCCCUAUGUCAUUAUAAAGUACAUAUAAUUCAUCAUUAGAUUGUUCUCUACAAUAUUAUAAUCUUAAUAUACUUCUACUUGACAGGGUUGAGGAAAGAAGAACGUUAAUUUGCUGCGACCGUUGCUAGUUUAGACUGCGCCGCUCUUGGUUGUGUCUCUUCCAUAUUUAGUGUUGUGAAGUGGUACCAUUUGGAGGUGUUUCCGCUGGUUGGACCAAACAAAAUCAACUUGAUACCUUAGUUAUUUUCACGUCCAGAUCCUUGUCUUUCAUUGCCUAUAACCGGGAUCAAUCUACGUUGAGGGGCCGUUUCUAUGGCAAUUUAAAGGGAAAGAGUCAGAAAUACACAAUGAUAACAGGAACAGAUUGUCUUCGCGGAGGGUGGAUAUUGAAAUUCAGUAUUUUAGCUCUGUAAAUAAAUAUGUUUUGUAAAUAAAUAUUUUUAAUCCCUAUUUAGUUUUGUAUUGAGGCGGAUGUAAUUUAGAAAAAGCCCAUGUUUUCAUUCACGAACCUGCAGCCACUAGUUAGCUUGUCAGUUGACGUUCGAAGUUAGCCCAGUUCUGCCGCGGAGCACCGACACAGAGUUAUAUUGAGCAGUGACCACUUUUUGAUCGUGCCUGUGAUGACAUACCAUUCACUCUAAACAUGCUAAAUUCUCAGAGUAAAUAGUCGGUUAACUUUUGAACCAUAUAUGGUAGAGCCCUGGGGUUUGGACUGUUGUUUUUCUGACAGAAUGGACAUAUUUGUAUAAACCUUGAAUAAAUUAAUAAUUGUAUGGGUGAACACCCUACACAUUUAGGUAUGUCCCUCCCCGUUUUAUUCUGUUUGCUUCUGCUUGGUUCCUAACGUUAUUAUGGCCACAAUGACUCUAGGGAAAACACUUGCAUUGCCCAAACCAUGAUGCCACAGAAAGACCCCUUUCUAAUCAGAAACCUUCAGCAUCACUCUUGCUCUUCUCUCUUCCCCCCUCCUGCAGCAUCAUGCCGUUCAUCGACCUCCAGGGGAAGUUGGGCAUCAACAUGGACAAAUGGAUGUUGAUCCAGGGUGGAGAGCAGCCAUACAAACGGGCGCCCCGCUGUCAUGCCUUUGAGAAGGAGUGGAUCGAGUGUGCGGAUGGCAUUGGUCAGACCCGUGCCAAGAAGGAGUGCAAGCUUGAGUUUGAGGACUUCUAUGAGUGCAUGCACAGAGAGAAAACGGUGAGUGUAGGAUAUCUGAGCUGAAGAUUGUGUGAACUGUGAAGAUUGAUUGUGUGUGUGUGUGAUUUUCAUGUCCUUUCCCCAUAAACACUUGUGAUUUCAUCAACCAAGACCUGUUGAAGAGUUGUCAAUUGAUAUCCAUGUCUUUGAUAAAAUAACUGCUUGUCAUCCUACAUGGGUGUCCAUCCUAGGGAUGUGACAAAUGGAAAAUGUUAUUGAUGUUUAAACGUACAUUCUUUAUCGGUUUUCCAUUAAAACGAUAAAUGCAUAAAAUGUCAUGUGAAUUCACAAUGCAGCUGCGCUGCUGUCAGCAACUGUAUGGGUCUCAUGGUGCGUUCCUUUCAGAUGGUUAAGCAUUGCACCUGUACUACCGUUACUGUACUUCAAUUCCACCUUGCAAAGUUUGCAUUUCCUUCUCAUUUAACUUGUCAAAGUAUUGCCAUACGGGACUUUGAUGCUGUCGCUUGCCUUUCUCUGCCAUUUUUCCAACUGUUAACGACGAUGACGUAGUGGUGGAGAGUCGGCUCCAAAAUAAUUGAUUCCUCGACUCCUUGCAGUGUCAAUAUUCGUAGCGGAAUCGGCUCCUAAGAUUCAGUAUUUUUGGAGGAGACUGAUUAGUUGCCGUACUUCCGAGAACACAAAUACUUGCAUAGUGCUGAUUCCAUUUAGUCGACUGGUCGAUUGUUUGGUCGAUAGGCUGUUGGUCGACCGAGAUUUCUUUAGUGGAGCAGUAGCAAAAACAAUAAUAAAAAAAUAUCAUGGUGUACAAAACACCUGUCUGAUUCGGGCCUGUCUGAGUGGACUAAUCCAUUGUGGAGGCCGUGGGGAUGGCACAGUCCAUCACUCUAAGGCAUGUGCGACUGAAGUUGUAUAUGGUUAAGGACAAUGGUGCAACACUAAUACAUUUGAUAGUGGUUGCUGUCCGCGGUUCUGAAACAUCAAUGCGCUGUUGAAUUCGCACCUUUUCCUAGACCAUGUUGCUAUGUGCGUAAUAGCAAAGUUAACCAGCAUAUUGGUGUUGAGAACAAUGCGGUGGCGGCAGCAGCAGAGUUAGGAGACGAGAAAACAGCCCUUGCUUUAAUUGUAAAAAUAAAAACGUUACAACAGAGUCUCUGGUACGCUUUUAAUUUAUUUAGUGUUGUUUACGUUGUUCCAAACGGUCAGAAAUGUUUUAUUGUAAUCUAUACAGCACCAGUUUGGCACACAUAGUAUGCAUGCAGCGCUUGCUCCUUAUCUUAUUUUUCUUGAUCUCCAGUAUUUUCCACAACUAGUCAAAUUUAUCACAAUUCUUGGCUUGCAAUGUCUCGCAACUUCAGUAAAGCAGGGCAUAUCAUCAAUGAAUAGGCUAGCUAGGAUAUUGAGAUGAGCGAGAUCCAACACUUCACUUUCACAUACAGUCACAUAAAGUAUCUGCUCAUGUGCACGGGUUUGCUUCACGCUGUUCACAGCGUGGUAGACAGGGCACCAAAACAGUGGAGAAGUUGAGCUUCGCGCUUCAACGCUCUUAUUGUUGCGGAAAUUGACCAACUAUGCUGUUUACUUUCUGCAUCGACGUAAAAAACCCAUAGUUUUUUGGUUAGGGAUUUUUCUUAACGUUAAGGAUCCCAAUUUCGUUGAAACAUUUUACAGUUUAAACGUUCACACCCCUAGUCCAUCCUAUCCAGCUCUACCUGUUGUUUUUUCAUUGACUUCAUUGAUAGUUGGAGGAGGAGGAAGCUUUGGUGUUGAUUACCAAAUUAUGAGCGUCAAGACUAUAGGAAAUGCUUUUGUUUUGACUGUUUUUGUUGUUAAAAAUACAUUGAGUUGAUUAGUGAAGAUAAUUGUUGUUUUGAUCAGCAAUGAGCUAAAAAAACACACCAAUACCUCUAAGAAGUUCUGAGCUUGCACCCCCAAAAAAGCUUGACCGCCUCUCUCACAACUGUCUGACGUGGAUCGCUCUCUCUGUCUCUGUCUGUAGCACAAGAGGCUGUAUGAGAUCCGUAAGCAGCGGGACAAGAUGGUGAAGGAGGGCACCUACCAGACCCCAGCUCACCACACCGGUGCUCAGGCUGAUGACAGGCCUUGACCCCAUUUGACCUUGUUGACCACAAGGUGUGUCCCCAACUUGUGUAUAAAAAUUGUUAUUCAGAUAUCACUUUAUUGUUCAUGUCUAAACCUUUACAAGUUUGCAAAUAAAUAUUAUUGACCAUGAACCUUGUAUA